AUGGAUACCGAGGACAGUCCCGGCCACCGGACCAAGGAAUCCAGCAAGCGGCGCCGUCUCAAUUUUGCUUGCAAUUACUGCCGGAAUCGGAAGACACGCUGUGACGAGCAGCAGCCUUCAUGCCAAGCUUGCAUCUCUGCAGGAAUUCCUUGCGUUACCGAAGACAGACGCAGGCCGGGCAAACUCAUCAAGCGACGCGAGGCAGGCAAAUCAAUCGAUGGAUCAUCUGUUGGGUCUGGUAGUCCGUCAGAGUACGGAAUCCAUUCAGCCACCGAGAUUGCAACCACCCGGAGACCCUCAGUCGCGAAAGAGCAACAACCGACGCGUACCAUCUCUGUCGCGACGGGGCCGAUACGUGCAAGGUCGCAAAGUCCACGACAAUCACUCAGUAGAGAUUCUUCCCAUACCGACACCAUCAGUAAUCCACUACCAAUCCUCAAACAGAGUACAGGGACUACAUCUUUCCAGGUCUUGACUGAGUGGCUGGACCUCUCAUGUUUUCGGCUCAAUGUUCCCUACCAUUUCGGCACGUACCCACCUUCAACUCUGAAUCCAGCAUCGGGAUCAAGUGGGUUCUUGUCUCGGCAAAGUGUACCCCAGGCACCGGCAACUUGGGACUUUGAGGCCCUUUUCGAUGCGUACCAGCGCGAGAUUCAUACGUUUUAUCCUGUUGUAAGACUGGAUCUGGCAAGGAAUGAAGCCUUGCAAGCGCAGUCAAUACGUCUUGACAACUCAUCACUUCCUCUUGGAGACACUUCGUCUCUGAGAACAUGUCUGCUACUAGCGGCGGGUGGAUGUAUUCUUCAAUCGGCUGAACGCCAGUCUUACAUGACAGAAGCUCUUUCGCUUGCUCGUAACGCUCUGGGUUAUCUAAUCGGUAACGUUUCUUUCGAUACGAUUGAAGUUUUAUUUCUUUUCUCAAUAUGUCUUCGUCUUAACGAUGAAAUCACUGCGUCCUGGACGACAUUCGGUAUCUGUCUAUCGGUCGCCCACUCCCUCGGUCUCAAUCGACCCGGCCGUGACAGAAGAACCAACCCUCAUUCUUCUGCUAUAGACGCCUGGAGCCCAGCAUGGUGGGCUCUUUAUAGCUAUGAGAAGCUAUUCUCUUUCCAGCUAGGUUAUGUGUCCAGCAUCUCGGAUGAAACAUAUGAUGUCUUGGAUCUAGAAGCCUUGAAGACAACAAACCCCCAGCCACAGCAUUUUGUCUUGUCCAUGGCCAAGGUCUUUAGUAAGAUGAGCCAUCGAUGUGCAAGGGCACGACAGCUUGAAGAUACGGCGAAUCGCAAGACACUUGAGGCAGCCAUCAAGGACAAGGUCAAUGCAACCGGCGAAUCGUUUUUGAUGCUGUCGAACUGGGUGAACAGUCUCCCUGCUGGUCUGCGACCGACCUCGGACUUUAUGCGACUCCCAGAAGACCCAGCCCUGUCUUCCUUCAUCUCGCUUCAUUACCACAACGCUAUCCUUAUGCUCAACCGAAACUCUCUUCUUAUCAGCAAAGACGCUAUCCACAAAGCCGUCGAAGUUAUCGCCAAGGGAACAUCAUGGGAGUACACAAUCCGCAACGGUCAAUCCAUGGUUGCCAACUCAGCAAGAAAGAUCAUUCAUCUUCUUGCCGAUAAUGAUGACACAAUGUCUCAUUUGUUUGCGCCUUCUUACUUUCCACUUCUUCAUGCUCUUUACGUUUUGGCAGUGCAUAUACUGAAACAGCCGCAAUCGCGCAUUUCCAAAAUUGAUCAAAGCCUUCUCAUCACAGCAGCAGAUUUGAUCCGUUGUUACUGUGUCGGUCUGGCUGAAGCAGAUCGCCUGUCCACCGUUCUUAAUGGACUUAUCCGCGUUGUUCAAGAAGCGAUGAAACCAACGACAACCUCAACGGAGACCGAUCAAAAUAACCCAAACGCUACUUCAGGUCCAUGCUUCCCCCAACAAGAUGGGACGAAUUUGACGCAACAACCGAACAAUAUGAACUUUUCCCAAUCUUUAGAUCCAUCCGAUUCUUCCAUCUUGAAUCCGGUUGACUUAAACAUAGAUGGAGGCAUUUUGGACCCAUUUUCGGGGCAACCUUUUAACAUACCCAUGUUACCUGAUGAGAUUGGAUGCGACUGGGCUGAUUUUGAGAAUUUGUUGCAGAGAUUGGAGAAUGAGUCUGCUUUGUAUCCUACAGAAGAGGGUAUGAGCAUAGAACUCUAG
Fusarium pseudograminearum CS3096 is the source of this 2187-nucleotide messenger RNA. RefSeq lists its product as uncharacterized. Bases 1 to 2187 code for a protein of 728 amino acids. NCBI's taxonomy places the organism in Eukaryota, Fungi, Ascomycota, Sordariomycetes, Hypocreales, Nectriaceae. Gene Ontology annotation, biological process: regulation of DNA-templated transcription; DNA-templated transcription. The transcript has 4 exons. The record is from RefSeq and is a predicted model, not a curated record. Gene Ontology annotation, molecular function: zinc ion binding; DNA binding; DNA-binding transcription factor activity, RNA polymerase II-specific.